Messenger RNA from Enterobius vermicularis (human pinworm), 1176 nucleotides. NCBI's taxonomy places the organism in Eukaryota, Metazoa, Nematoda, Chromadorea, Rhabditida, Oxyuridae. The record is from the annotation of a GenBank genome assembly.
AUGCAAGCGGUAGCGGGACUCUGUCAUUUUUGCGAGACUCAUGGUCCCAGAAUAGUUAUGGUUACGCAGCCAGUGCGUGAUUUGACUUUACUGAAUCAGAAUCUGCAGUCGCACGUAAUUGGUAAAUUUAUAUAUUUAGGCCUUUUAGGUGAAUACGGUGAAUAUGGCAGUUAUAGCGCAGAAUGUUUAAUAAACGAAUGGCGUAAAACAGUUAUCGAAGAUGCCCCACGUUGCGCUGCCUGUUCGUCUUUCCAGGGUGACCUGGGUUUUAGCACAAAUGAUACUGUUUCCUACUUUAACUAUAUAAGUUCACAGGUCCCGGUGAAUGAACGAGUCUAUAAUCUAAUGAAAAAUGCUUGUCUUAGAUCAAUAAGUUGCGAAGUCUGCGGGACUGUUGAAUUUCCUAAAGUUAGCGAGAAAAGCUUCUUUGAAGGGCACAGUAUUUCUUUGGACACUCGCUUGAGAACCACCAAGAGUCAAGUAGGGGAUAGUUCUGAUGCAGAAAGUAAUGGGAUUGUCCUGUUUGGUGACGAUUACAAUGGUUACACCUUGGCUCAUACGUUCAAGUUACGAGACGCAAAAGCUCGGGGGUUUUACCGAUGUUUUUCACUCGUUAUAGUCAGCAUGGAUAAAUUUUUAUUGACGAGUAAUUAUGACUAUUUUGUCUCAGCGAUGUCCUCAAUAAUAAAUAAAUUACAGGUUUGGGAUCCUUCACUAUUUCACUCAUUUGAUCAUGAUAGUACUGAAAUAAAUUCCACACUACCCAACUACUUCUUGAAAUCUAGUAAAAUUACUAACAUUGACCUUGACACAUCAAGGCCUUUGUCAGUCAUAGUGGAUGAUCCUGAUGUUUUCUUGAAGUUACAUAGGCAGCUUACGAUCUUGUUACGAACUCACAGUAGGUUGCAUUUGGAAAGUGUACUUGAAGGAGUACCUUCGCAAGAUCUUCUUGUAAGAUCAGAACUUGAUCCUUCAGAAGCAUCAGAAGUAAGAACGGAGGCAGAAAACUGCACUCAGUAUUAUGCUCUUCUACGCAUAGCUCGUGUUCAGCAGAUUGCAAAAAAGUUUGAACAGCUUGGAAGGGCAAAAUCAACACGCCCGUUAAUUGCCCUUCUAACACACAUUGUACAUGGGUUGAAGGUAAAGAUCGUUUUAUCUCCAUUAACCAUUAUUUAA